AUGGAGAUGAAGGCGGCGAUUCUGGGAGCUCAGGAAACUGCUUCGGAUUUGAUCUCUUUCCUCAAUGCCGCGCCUACGCCGUUCCACGCAGUCGCCGAAGCUAAGCGAAGGCUAGAAGCCGCUGGGUUCACGCAAUUGUCCGAGAGGGAUUCCUGGGCGCUCUUGCCCGGCGGCACUUACUAUUUCACGAGGAAUUUCUCCACUAUCGUCGCAUUUGCUAUUGGCAAGAGGUUUUACCCUGGUUGUGGAUUUGCUAUCGUGGGAGCUCACACAGAUAGUCCGUGUCCAAAGCUCAAGCCACGCUCAAAGAUUGUCAAAGGAGGAUUUCUGGAACUGGGAGUCCAGACGUAUGGCAGUGGUUUAUGGCAUACCUGGUUCGAUCGGGACCUUACAGUCGCAGGGAGAGUUAUGGUCAGGCGUGGAAAUGGCUUCUCUCACGAGCUCGUUCACGUCAAGGAGCCAAUCCUUCGCAUACCAACGCUAGCUAUCCAUCUUGACAAGACUGUUUCUGAGGGGUUUAAGAUCAAUACCCAAACACAGCUCGUUCCAGUUUUAGCUUCCUGUAUAAAGGAUGAAUUGAGUAAGUCGCUCCCUGAUGAAAAUGGAGCCUUGGUGGCGGAGGACGCAAACAGCAAAGCCGAGGCACACCAUCAUUCUCUCCUUCUAAAGAUUCUUUCUUCGGAGCUAGGCUGCGAAAGCGAUGAUAUUUGUGACUUUGAGCUGCAAGUCUGUGACACCCAGCCCAGCUCCAUUGGUGGCGCUCUCAAGGAGUUUGUUUUCUCUGGCAGGCUCGAUAAUCUUUGCAUGUCCUUUUGCUCGUUGAAGGCCCUUAUCGACUCGACCUCCGAAGCUUCCCUGGAGAACGAGACCGUCGUGCGAAUGGUUGCUCUGUUCGACCACGAGGAAGUCGGAUCCAACUCCGCACAAGGCGCCGGCUCUCCGGUGAUGCUGGAUGCGCUCAAGCGGAUCACAAUCUCCAUGGGAGAGGAAAGCUCCCAGAACGUAGAGAAAGCAAUCCAGCAAAGUUUGCUAGUGUCCGCUGAUAUGGCACACUGCUUACAUCCAAACUAUAUGGAUAAACACGAGGAGAAUCACCAGCCAAAGAUGCACAAAGGCCUCGUCGUGAAAUACAAUGCGAACCAGCGAUACGCCACAAACGCAGUCACGUCAUUUAUUUUCAAGGAGAUUGCGAGACGACAGGACCUUCCAACACAGGAUUUCGUCGUCCGAAACGAUAUGGCUUGCGGAUCAACGAUCGGGCCAAUCUUAGCUAGCGGUGUUGGUAUCCGGACGGUCGACGUUGGCGCUCCCCAGCUCUCCAUGCACAGCAUCCGCGAGAUGUGUGGAGUUGACGACGUUGGUUACUCGUACCGCCACUUCAAGCUCUUCUUCGAGGACUUCUCAGCACUGGACCAGCAUGUAAACGUCGAUUAGUAGUCUCCACACUCGACUUGAUGGUCCUGUUGGUGAUAGCUCCCAGAGCUAGACGCUUGUCCACCUGAUGGCUCAGCUUGGCGAUUGCCAAAGAAAUCCGUGAUGCAUCGGGCUCCCGGAGGCGGAGGAUGAAACUGCUGUCUCUUGGCC
Molecule: messenger RNA, 1584 nt
Organism: Selaginella moellendorffii
Lineage: Eukaryota; Viridiplantae; Streptophyta; Lycopodiopsida; Selaginellales; Selaginellaceae
Product: probable aspartyl aminopeptidase
Exons: 11
Coding region: 1-1434 (477 amino acids)
Biological process (GO): proteolysis
Molecular function (GO): zinc ion binding; aminopeptidase activity
Source: RefSeq, a predicted model, not a curated record